AUGGCCUACGCCCGUUGGAAGAACGCCAAUGGCAGUUCUCGCAAAGGCUGCCAGUCUACUGUCAGAGUUUCGCAUGACCAGCAACCGAGUUACGAGUCCUUUGUGCUCGCCAACGGCGAGAAUAAGGUAGAGAUGGAGAUUGAUACUCGGAUCCCAUCUUCUGCUAUUUUCACCUUCAACAAAGAAGAUCAUACUCUUGGAAACCUGAUCCGUUCCCGCCUGCUGCAGAGUUCGCAUGUUCUCUUUGCGGCCUACAAGGUUCCUCAUCCUCUGGUGCCCAAGUUCGAACUUCGAGUUCAGACCGACGGCGAGGUUACUCCCAAGGAUGCUGUUGUGGCCGCGUGCCAUGAACUAGUCCGGGACUUGGGGAUCCUGUCUCGUGAGUUCACCAAGGAGUAUGAGCUGCGCAAGAUGGUGGGCGCUACUCAGCAGCAGCAGCAGAACGGUGCUCAGGACGGACCCUAG
Messenger RNA from Aspergillus tanneri, 465 nucleotides. It is a transcript of the gene RPB11, whose product is annotated as DNA-directed RNA polymerase II core subunit RPB11. Gene Ontology annotation, biological process: transcription by RNA polymerase II. The record is from RefSeq and is a predicted model, not a curated record. Lineage: Eukaryota; Fungi; Ascomycota; Eurotiomycetes; Eurotiales; Aspergillaceae. The transcript has 4 exons. Gene Ontology annotation, molecular function: DNA binding; protein dimerization activity. Gene Ontology annotation, cellular component: RNA polymerase II, core complex. Bases 1 to 465 code for a protein of 154 amino acids.